Paramecium primaurelia is the source of this 513-nucleotide messenger RNA. The record is from the annotation of a GenBank genome assembly. NCBI's taxonomy places the organism in Eukaryota, Ciliophora, Oligohymenophorea, Peniculida, Parameciidae.
AUGUUAUAAACAAUAUAAGCUAUAUUCGGACUAUUUGUAUUGCUUAAAAUCUUCUACUAUUUUAUAAUGCUUAUCUUAAAGUGUUUAGGCAUUGUUAAAUGGGAAGAUGAAUCUCCUCAGCAAUAAAAUUAGUUAUAGUAAUAAGUAGAACAAAAUACAUCAAUUAUAUAAAAUUCUCAUUAAGAGAAAAAAGAGAAUGAAAAAACUAAGAAAAAGAAAUCAAGUAAACAAAAAAAAUAGGAAAAGGUUAUGAAAAGUAUGUUAGAAAAGAAGGAAGAUGAAGUGAAGUUGAAAUAAAAUGAAUAAAAAUAAAUUGUCACUUAAUAAUAAAUUGAAUUUCAUAGAAUGGAAAUGUAAAGGUUAUAGGAUUUAAAAAGAAUAGAGGAAACUUUGCGUUAAGAAUAAAAAAAGGAAAUUGAAAGAUAAGUUUAACUAAAACUUGAAGAAUUAACAAAUAAAUUGUAAAACAAAUAAUCUGUAAAUAAGUAAUAAUAAAAAAAGAGUAAAAGAUGA